UAUUUCAUCAAGGAUCUGCUCAGUUCUAACACCUGGAGCUGCUCAGCCUGGGAUGUGGUGGGGCACAUCUUCAGGGAGUUCAGCCGCGCCACAGGAAGAAGGGCAGCCGGAGACCUUUCUGCCCGGGAAGCCCAGGAAGAAGGAGCUCUCCAGGAGCUGUGCGUGGACAUCCUGGGAUCACUGGACGUCUCUGUGAGAGGGAUGUCCAAACUCCUGUGGCCGCGGCUGCUGUUGUUUGUGGUGCCAGCACAGUACACAGGCAUGCUGAUCCCAGUCUCCCGCUGUGUCUGUGCCCUGGCUGAGAGAGAGGAGCUGACAGGACGGCCGAUAGAACACCUGGAUCCCCAUUUUGUCAGCUCCAUGUUUCAAGGCCCACUGCUGACGCCCCACAUACUGCUGGCACGACUCCUGGUGGUGGCAGGCAGCCCUGUUGCAGGCAGCAAACUCCAAGCUGCUGCCUUACUGCUGAUGAAAAACCUCCACAGCAGGUUCCACAGAGCUGUGGGGGCCAUGUGGGCUACUGAGAUCCCCCUGCUGCUGCAGUGUCUUGAAG
Messenger RNA from Lagopus leucura (white-tailed ptarmigan), 553 nucleotides. RefSeq names its product maestro heat-like repeat-containing protein family member 1. The record is from RefSeq and is a predicted model, not a curated record. Gene Ontology annotation, cellular component: cytoplasm. The transcript has 5 exons. NCBI's taxonomy places the organism in Eukaryota, Metazoa, Chordata, Aves, Galliformes, Phasianidae. The annotation marks the transcript as partial.